This is a messenger RNA of Corticium candelabrum, 2199 nucleotides long. RefSeq lists its product as uncharacterized. Gene Ontology annotation, biological process: regulation of gene expression; cell-cell signaling; smoothened signaling pathway. The coding region runs from base 1 to 2199 and encodes 732 amino acids. Gene Ontology annotation, molecular function: patched binding; calcium ion binding. The record is from RefSeq and is a predicted model, not a curated record. The transcript has 11 exons. NCBI's taxonomy places the organism in Eukaryota, Metazoa, Porifera, Homoscleromorpha, Homosclerophorida, Plakinidae.
AUGGUACCGUCAUCAAUGUGGCUUACAGCAGUCUUUCUAGUUUUACUGACUGCUCUAGAGGCGGUCGUCUGGUCUCUUCCAGACGCGGACUGUUCUGAUGUUUGUUUGCCCCUUCCGCGAUGUGACCAUAUCUCCAAUCUGUCUCCUCUAGAAACAUUUCCUAGCGGUACAACUGCUCUUGAGGUAAGCGGAAGGCUUGAAAAGAAAAUUUCGAGAGGUGAUCUGGACUUUCAAAAGUUAGUUCAACUGAGAGGGGACGGUUUAGUGAUUGUGAACGAGGAGGAGACAAAUACUUGGUGCGGCAACGAAACUCGUCCUUGUGUCAACUGUCAGAAUGGACAGCCAGCAGCUACAGAUGAUAGAGACAAUGCUGAUCAGUGCGCAGACAGACUAAUGAGUGGGAGGCUACAUUCACGUCUGAAGCUGCUGCAACGCUUAGCAAACAGAGAAUGGCCAAAUCGUCAGGUGCGAGUUCUGGAAGCAUGGGAAGAGCCAACAGCAACGAAUACUGGUGGUAUUCAUCCUGCAUAUUCACUUCAUUAUGAAGGAAGAGCUGCUCGAGUAGACGUUUCUGUAGAACUGCCGUCUCAAGUACCAGCUGUACCAGAUAGCUCAGAAGACCCUCAAUUGGUUUCAAGACUUGGAGCUUUGGCUAUAUGUGCUGGAUUCGAUCAUGUAUCACACGAUGUAACAGAUGCUGUAAAUUACUUGUCGAUAUCAGUAAAAAAGCAAAAAGGCAAGUACGGUCGCAUAACAACAUUUCUCUCUGGAGCAACCUUCACUGAAGUUGACAUACCACAUGGUCAUGACCUUAACUACAAGCUGUCACAUAACAGUUGCCACAGUUGUCCACUUUUUGACAGCGAUGGUCAAUCUGACCACCAACUCUCACCUCAUUAUCGUGUCUCAGACUUCUUGUCUCACCAUCCAGUCACGACUCAACCUUACAGAUACUUUCGUCUUCGACCUGAGCUUGUCUAUUGCCUUGAAGUUGUACGCACUGCUCUAAAUGAAGACCUCCGUGUUAUUUCUGGGUACCGAACAAUAACAGAAGAUCAGAGCAAGCCAAGCAAUCAAACUGACACAAGACUGCAUAUUACAGGACAAGGCUUACAAACACAAACAACCAAUUCACACAUUAAACCAUAUGACUUAGCAACUGCAGUUGCAGAAGAAUGUGGAACAUAUUUUAUCAGUCGAGGUCAAAAUAUUGGUAUCACCUUACUGAGUGACAGCGUGUAUUUUGACAUCCGAGAUAGCUUCUUCAUCUCCAUGGGUUACAAUGUCAAUCAACCAACUCUUCAAGAGUUUCACGAUCAAAUGUCAAACGCAAUAUCGACUUCUGAUCGAAGAGUCAAAUACAACAGAGCAUGUGAUGCUUCGUCUCCAUCUGCUCAGUCUGCAUCCUACAAAUACAAAGAAAUACCUCAAGAUCUGGGUGGUGACCAGUGCCAGUCAAAGAGUCAGACCAGCAACUAUUGCUCACAGACUGAACAGAGUCGUAAUGCAUGGGUGGAGUCUAUUUGGCAAACAGUCAAACUCAAGUAUUUCAAACAAACAAACGACGAAAUGCAACUUGCUAUUAAAGACUGCCUGGAGCCAUGCGGACAAUGUACUACAGGAGAAACAUGGAAAACGAAGCUUGCUGGCUGUAAUAAAUUUGUCCACUGGGCUCCACUCCAGCUGACUAUUAGCUCACAACAACAGACAAAUUCUGACGCCUCAUUCUACCCAUCAAAUAAUCAAAUGGCUACAGCAAAGGCUUGUGAAAGCAACAAGAAAUGCAUCUCUCACACUGAGAUGUUCUCUACACUUGCUUCAGCUAUCGAAGCAACGUACUAUCCAACUAAUACAUCUCUUAACACUGAAAAGUUGUUUGGCAUGCCACACAAUCCAACCCCUCUCUUUGAUAUUAUGCAAGAAACAUUUGCAAUGCACGCAUCUGGUAACACAACAGUGUGGAUCUCAUCAACGGAAAACAUGGCAGCUCUAUUAGAUGUCUUCAAGGCAAACACAGCUCUUCUGAUUCACAACAGACAAGUUGACAAAGUGACCAUAUGGUAUCUUGAGAGUCAACUUAAUGAAGUAACUGUCAUUAAAUUUUUGGAAAAUUCAAUUCGUCAUUGGACCCACAGUGGCUGCAUAAGCACAUCCCGAAGUCAUGCUACUCCGUACGAAGCUCGACCCUUUACAGAAUGA